Messenger RNA from Ornithorhynchus anatinus (platypus), 6422 nucleotides. RefSeq names its product HIV-1 Tat specific factor 1 (gene HTATSF1). The record is from RefSeq and is a predicted model, not a curated record. Gene Ontology annotation, molecular function: RNA binding. Lineage: Eukaryota; Metazoa; Chordata; Mammalia; Monotremata; Ornithorhynchidae. Gene Ontology annotation, cellular component: U2-type spliceosomal complex; U2 snRNP. Gene Ontology annotation, biological process: mRNA splicing, via spliceosome. The transcript has 9 exons. Bases 35 to 1378 code for a protein of 447 amino acids.
CCGCUGAGGGGGCGGCGGCGGCGGCGGGUCCGCCAUGAGCGGCGACCACGACGACUUCGGCGAGCAGCUGCGGCUGCAGCAGCUCUACGGGGAGGCCAAGCGCGGCGGGCCGCAGGACGGAGAUCCCUACACCUUCGUGGACCCGGCCGACGGCUCGGCCUACGAGUGGGACCGGGACAAGAAGGCCUGGUUCCCCAAGAUAACUGAAGAUUUCCUUGCUACUUACCAUGCCAAUUAUGGCUUUCCUGCCGAUGGCUCCUCUGCCUCAGAUGAGAAGACCGAAACUAAGGCUGAUGGGGAUGCGAAGACUUCGCAGAAGCCUGUAGACAAAAAAACUGCACAACACACGGAGCCCAAACCUAAAGGAGAAAAAAGAAAGCCUGAGGCAGGGUGGUUUCAUGUUGAAGAAGAUAGAAAUACCAAUGUAUAUGUGACUGGUUUGCCUCCAGACAUUACGAAGGAUGAAUUCGUUCAGGUUAUGUCCAAGUGUGGUAUUAUUAUGCGUGAUCCGCAGACAGAAGAAUAUAAAAUCAAACUUUACAAAGACAAGCAAGGAAAUCUUAAAGGCGAUGGUCUUUGCUGCUAUUUGAAGAGAGAAUCUGUUGAUCUUGCCUUAAGACUUCUAGAUGAUGAUGAGAUUAGAGGCUACAAAUUGCAUGUUGAAGUUGCAAAGUUUCAACUAAAGGGGGAGUAUGAUGCAAGCAAAAAGCGGAAGAAAUGCAAAGACUACAGGAAAAAGAUGUCUCUGCAACAAAAACAGCUGGAUUGGCGGCCCGAGAAGAAAGCUGGUGCCUCGCGAAUGCGACAUGAGCGAGUUAUUAUUAUCAGGAAUAUGUUUCAUCCUAAGGAUUUUGAGGAAGACCCAUUAGUGCUGAAUGAAAUCAGAGAAGACCUCCGAACGGAGUGUGAGAAAUUUGGUCAAGUUAAGAAGGUUCUUCUCUUUGAUAGACAUCCAGAUGGGGUGGCAUCUGUGUCAUAUAAGGAAGCAGAUGAAGCUGAUUUAUGUAUACAAGCUCUGAAUGGAAGGUGGUUUGGUGGUCGCCAACUAAGUGUUGAAGCAUGGGAUGGUGUGACAGAUUAUCAGGUUGAAGAGACUUCAAGAGAGAGAGAAGAAAGGCUGAAGGUUUGGGGAUCGUUUCUAGAAGAUCCUAACGUAAACAAGGAAAAAAGUAUAUCUGAUUCAAAUUCCGCUUCAGGAAGCAUGGAGCUGCCUGAAGGGAAACAGCCCUCCAAGGAUAAUAGCAUACCUAAGAGUGGUGUGAGUGACAAAGUUGAUAAGAAAGCGGGCAAUGGUGAAGGCGUGAAUGAAGAUGACGCCCAGUCAACAGACAGCAGCCUUGCAGGAAGUGAUGAUGAAGUGGAACCUGGCUAUCUCUAACCCUUUAGAAAAGCAUGAUUUUUAGGAUGGUGUUUGGAUUUAUAUUUCUCCAUGCUUCAGGGUGACUUCUGUUAGUGUUCCCAUGAGUGCGUGUUCAUAAGAUGUCAUCUGUCAUCAACUGAGUGCUUUGAAAUUUUCAUUAAAGGCAGUACUUAAUGAGGCGCUAAAACUACUCCCGAAUUGGCUCUUGUUUGGAAAAAGUAUUCCAGGUAAACUGACCAACUCUGAUCUUGGUAGUAUCUAAAAAGGUCCUAAAUGUGUGAACUAUAUUAUUAAAACUUUGAAUUUUUGUGGUCAUAUAAACCGUAAGCAGUCUGACCUCAGACACCAAAAAAAUCUAUUUUAAGAUCUGAAUUUCAUUGAAAAACUUUCAAGUUAAUGGUGUUGAUAUUUUCUUAAGAUUGUUUUUCUGAGCACUUGGACGUCCUAUCGACUUUUUGUUGCCGAUAUUUCCCCAAACAGCUCCAUCUCGGAAGCAAAACGCAAUAUGGCAUAAUCUUGAAGAGAAAAAAUAAUCAUUUUCAGAGUUGCCUUAGUCCAAUGUUAAUGUCAAAAAACCAAAAGAGAAGAUUUCUGACGCCUCUCAAAUCAUCCUAAAAAAUUGGAGGGGGUACCUCUUGUGGAUUGUUGGCUUCAGAAAUUCACAUAUAUCCGCUGGGAGACUAGAUUCUCCACGGUAAAUACUUUAGUUCUGGAUUUGUGUACAUAAUCAUAGAGCCUAUUAUAGUGUUCUAUAUUGCUAACUAAUAUUAACUGGUAAUACUUAAAAUUAAGCGUUGGUGGAUUUAAUUCUGAAGUGAGAAAUUAUUCUUAUAGAUUGUAGGUAUGUAAAAACUGAAAAUGUUGUGUUAUUCUGUUAUAGUAUCUAAGGCGAUCCUAAAAUCAAGCAUUUUUAGUCAGUGGAAAAGACUAAAUUUUGAGUGUCUGUUUUUUUGAAAUCGGUUUGCUUUUGAAACAGUGGCUUCAUGUAAAGUUGCUAAUUGGCUCUUCCUUCAUAUGCUUCAUGUUGAGGGCUGUUACUUUUGAAAUCCAUUAGCAAAGUAUUAAUUUUUUUUAAAGUCUAUUUUUGAGGCUUGUUCUCCCCUCCCCUCUGAUUUAAGAAAUGCAUAUAUUUGUGAUUGAAUAUUAACAUCUUGAAAUGUAGCAGAAAGGCAGCAUGAAGCCUUGAAGUAUCAAAAUGUGAGGAAAAAAUUUUUGAAGUAUAAUUGUAGUUGCUACUUUGAAUAUAAUUUGAACUGUGUGAGACAUUCUCGCAUGUAUAGAGUAUGUAGACUGGCUUUAAUUGUAUCAUGUGUAUUUCAGUCCUAGCUUUGGCCCAUCACAUGCCACAAAAUCAAAUCCUGAGCAGCUUACAGUGGCUCAAGGUACAUCAGAAACCAAUUCCGAAUGACAGGAAACCUUGGCUAUAAUCCACUCUUUAUUUUGUUUAAAAUUUGCUUCACAGGUCAGUCUAGAUUUGUUUUUUAAAGAUGGAAAGGAACACUCCUCAGGGUAUUUUCCUGCAGGGACUGACCCAUGAGGAAUGUAGUCUUAUACCAAAUGAGUAUGAUGGGCAUAUCAUUUUUUCAGGUGGUGUCCAUGCUGCCAAAGCACUGAUUGCAUUGCAUGCCUGGAAAGUAUGCCCAAACCAAAAAAAAAAAUCAAUCAAUCAAGUGUUAAGUGAUUUGAAAGCAUUUCUGGAAACAGUGCUUAGUUGUAAAUAUCUGAAUAAAACAGGAACAUCUGAAGUCUCAGGACUAGAAGCUUGCUAGUUGAGAGCAGAUCCUGCCCUUCUUUUCCAGGUAGGCAGAAGUGUCCCAGGUUGGACUUGUAUGGGCUUUAGCGAUAAAGAAGAAAGGGGUGGAGGCACUGAGGAAUGAAACCCAGAAAGGGCCUGGAGCAGUGUCAGGGAGCCAGUAGUAGGGACAAGAGAACUGUGAGAGGAUCACAACUGAACCAUGUGAGUUUUUAGGAUCCCUCCUAUCUGGUCCCAUAAUACUAAGAUCCUUUAUUUGUUGGAUGGACUGGCAACUCCCUGCAGUUAGAAAUCAGUCUCGGGUAAUACAAUUGGGAGUGUCUAGCAGCCUCGGCCCAUAAUGGGUGCGAGCCUCUUGCUCUGUGGCCAAGACAAGGCGGCACCAAAGUGGUCAGCGACGGACAUGGCCGGCUAGAGGGACUCUUUGAUGAAACCUUGACAGUCUGAAGGAUCGAUCGUCUGCACUACAGACGUGUUUGAGAAAUUUAAGUGAUGAAGUAUUGAGAGCACCCAAACGUUUUUCCCUUCCUUUUCUAACCUAAGCACAUUAUUAAAGUAUAUCUUAGGAUAAUACCCCAAGUGAUCAUCCUUAAUUUAAUUUGCCUAGUGUUUUCGGUCCGAUCAGAAUAGCUAAAUUGGGGUCUGGGUGUACACUUAGAAUGAUGUUUCUAUUGUGUCUCUCGGUUUUCUAGGCUACUGGUUGGUAACUGGAGUUUACUAAUGACAAACAGUUUGCUCCCCUGCUUCCUUUCUCUCCCCCUUCCCCCCACCGUCCCCACCUUUGAAAAAGCAUUCUUCUGAUAGUAUUCACAGUGAGUUAAGGAGGUGCUACAUAAACCUUUGGAAGGCUGCAACAGAACCUCAGACAGCUGAGUAGAAUCUAUUAGUGAGCUUCUUAGCCUCGGGUCCCCCACAUCAUAUUACUUUGAGCUUUUUGGUCACCGAUAUUGGGAGGAUGUUCUAGUUAUUAAACUCGGCUAAAAAAAGUACGGUUUGAUAUCUCUAAUGGCUAUAUCUAAGAGGUAUCAGGCAGAAUCUCUUUGAAGUCAGAAAUAAUUUAGUAUUCAAAGUAAGGGCUACUUACCAAAAAAAUCUGAACUACGCUGGUAGAGCCAUCAGUUAAUAAUUUUAAAAUUCAACUGAAGUGAGCUUGAAUCACUUAACCUCAGGAGGCAUCAAUUUUCCUUUUAAAAUGCGUUUCACCAUCUUUAACCCCCCUCUCACGGGUAUUGUGAAAAUUAAAUCCCUUUACAAAACACUACCUUAUGAAAUCAAAUAGAAGGAGUUUUCAAUGGGGAAAAUGUGUUCACUUUGAACAUUUUGUGGGUGUUGAAAUGGGAAAUUUUUCCAUUAUCCUCAAAUUUGAUUGUGCAUGACAUUCUCCAUACUUUGACAUAGAAAAUAAUAUAAACACAUUUCAUUUUUUUCUUCUAAUUUCAAGGUAGUAACCUAAAAUGCUACACGUUACUGGCUCGAUACCAUCUCUCUAUUGCAUUUUGCUUUUCAAUAAAAAUGCAAUUCUGCCAAGGUUCAUAACUUUGCAUGUUCUGAUCAAUCUACUGCUUUUCUUCUAUGAUCUGCUUCCCAACUCUUGAUCUUGAUUAUAUUCCAUUUAACCUUUUUAAACAAAUGCUCCCAUUUCUUGAAGAUUACUGGCAGUAAAGUCAUAAGCAAACAUGCCAUUAUAUUGGGGACAUAAACUCAAUAUGUGGGAGAAACAGUUAACUCUCUGAAAUAUUUCUGAAUAUCUACUUUCUAUAAAGGAACAUGAUGGAAAAGUAGGACACUGGAGAAAACAUUUUUCUAACUUUUCCCCACUUGUCAUUUUUUAUACUCAUUCUUCCUCACCUUUAAUCAAAAUCACUAUCGUUUUGGAAAUUAUCAGCAUCGAUUAUGGCAGUUGAUUAUAGAUUUUUGAGGUUGCAAAAUGGAGGAAAAGCUGGUCUUUUAAAGAAAAGUCAAUGUUUCUUUGCUCGGGUCACUGCAGAUACUGUGUUGACAGCCGGCAUGAGCUGCUUCUUGAAAGCUGUUAAGAUUUAUUACUCCCAAAGCCCGUAUAGGCGGACUCUCCCCAAAAUGAAAAAGUUAGGGAGACUCAAACCUUUUCAGAGGGUUAAUUUCAAAGCUUGUAAACUGGUUAAUAUAAGUUGUGGGGCUCCCAUCUAUUUUAGAAGAACAUUAAACUGUUGAAGAGCGGCUUAAAUGUAUAUCCAUGUUCUUUGUUAAGGCUUUAAACUAUUUUGUAUAGAAAAGGGAAAACAAAACAGUGUAAAUACUUUUCGAAAAAAAAUUUAAUUGAGGGUGGACUGUGAUGGGACACAAAAGGACUGGAAUAUAAAAAUGGCAAAAACGUUUUUUCCAUUCUAAACAUUUGUUAGCGUGAUAUUAUUUUCCUUAAGGUAACGGUGAUUCCUUUUUUCCCCCCCGUUGCCUCUAACUCUUUAGAAUACAAACUAGAUUGUACCUUUUAAUUGAAUUCCAGUCUGUGCAUAUUUUUGUACAGUAAUUGCAAUUCAUUUGAAAAUUAGCAGUAUGUUUAAAUGCAAUGCAUUUUGGUGGUUUCUUUUUUACCAGACAUCAUUCAUUUUUUUAGGUUUCUUAGUGUUCCAAAAAAUGCCUAGCCCCAAAACAGACUAGGACUCAAUAAUGUUAAAGCGCUAUAGGUAUAGAUUCAGAAAACCAAAAUUAAUAUCAUGUUUUAGAAUGCAAGAGCUUUAAGUCUUGGACUCUAGUUGUAAUUUGACAAAAUUGAUUUUAAAUAUUUGAAUCAUUAGACUUUAAAGUGUCAGUUUCUUAAUUCUUCUAUUUGCAUCCAAGAAACAUGUAUUAAAUUUAUAUUGCAGUAGGACAGUUGCAUUCAACUCUGUAUAUUAAGCAUAAGUAGUAUAUUUGUGUAAAAAUGACUUGUGCUUGCUUAUAUUUUAGUAUUAGACAGAGCUUGAAAUUUCUGGUAUUAAGUUAUAUUGGUAGUACAAAGGUGGAAAAAAAAAAGGCAACGCAUAAUGGCUUUUUCACUGCCGAUUCUGCUGUUGGCACUCGCCCUUAAAAUUCGAAUGCAGAAAAAAAUAGUGAUUAUAAUAAACCCUUAAGCUGAUCCUGAUUGGUCAUGUGUCUGGCUUUCAUUUAAAAUAGACUUAAAUUCAAAAUCAUUCUCCAUUCAAUACCUAAGUCUUAAUCCUUAAAUUUCUAGCCCUGUUCAACAUUUUGUGUGCAACUUCUCAUUUUGAAACUGUGAUGUCUUGACUUAUUUUGUUUCUUAAAGGGGUUGUGUUUUAUACUACCUUUUUAAUAAACAGAAAUGUAUAAAUA